This is a messenger RNA of Haliotis rubra (blacklip abalone), 4071 nucleotides long. RefSeq names its product kinesin-like protein KIN-4A. The record is from RefSeq and is a predicted model, not a curated record. NCBI's taxonomy places the organism in Eukaryota, Metazoa, Mollusca, Gastropoda, Lepetellida, Haliotidae. Gene Ontology annotation, molecular function: ATP binding; microtubule binding; microtubule motor activity. Gene Ontology annotation, biological process: microtubule-based movement.
ACUUUUGUUUACCUUGGAGCCUGUCAAAGUGAUGGCACAUGUUUCAACUGAUUCUGACGACAAAUCUCUUCUUGUUUAUAUUGUGAUUCAGAUGCAAAGAUGGAUAACGCUGUAUUGUUCUACAUUGUUAACGUGUGUAGAUAUGGUUGUCACAUCCUCUGAUUGCUCUUAAUGCUAUAUCCCGAGCAUGACUCACAUCAAAACCUAUGCCCGUCUCAAGCCGAGCCCCUCUCUCUAUGAUGAGUAUGAUGUCUCACCCACCACUUUGCAAAUACGGACACCAGAGAUAUUCCGUGACUAUGGCUCCCCAGGGAAGUUCCGAGCAACUGUGCGCCAUGAGUACUACUUUGACAGAGUCUUUGACGUCAGUGACACUCAAGAAAACGUAUUUGAUGGAGUUGCCAGAGAAAUUAUCAAUGGUUUCCUCAAUGGCUACAACGGCACCAUGUUCGCAUAUGGCCAGACAGGGACGGGAAAAACCUACACUGUUGAGGGGAGUGCUAGGAGGUACAGUGACAGGGGUCUGGCCCCAAGAGCCCUGUCCAUGAUCUAUAAAAGCCUGGAACAAAGAUGUGAUGAGGAGAUCACUGUCCAUAUUUCUUAUAUGGAAAUAUAUCAAGAAGUGGCGUACGACCUACUGAAUCCUGGUGCUCGAACCUUUUCCCCAGUCACUCCACUACCCAGAGUUGCUGUGGCGGAAGGGGCAGGAGGAUCAUGUCUGCUGAGAAAUCUGUCUGUUCAUCUCGCAGCAAGUGAAGAGGUCGCACAGAGUCUUCUUCUUCAAGGUCAGACAAACAGAAGGGUCGCAGAAACUCCAGUCAACCAAAGGUCAUCAAGGUCACAUGCAGUUUUCUCUGUCUAUCUCACCGCUAAACGACCAGACUCUGAUGUCAUUGUCAGGUCUAAACUCCACCUGGUGGACCUGGCAGGGUCAGAACGGGUAGCCAAGACAGGAGUGGAUGGUCAGCAACUGACCGAAGCCAAAUCCAUCAACCUGUCACUCCAUCACUUAGAGACAGUCAUUAUCUCCCUCCAGGCAGACAGUGGAAUAGACAGGCAGCGCACAGCACAAUCACUCAGACAAUUCAACUCCACUCCUCAGCUGAAUCGGCCAUACACUGCUGAUGAUGCUCGCUCCCCAAAACAUGUGCCGUACAGGAACUCCUUGCUUACCAUGGUCCUUCGGGACAGUCUGGGAGGUAACUGUCAGACUGCCAUGAUUGCUACCAUCUCCCUGGAAGUACAGAAUCUCGGAGAAUCUUUAUCAACCUGCCGCUUUGCACAGAGGGUGGCCUGUAUCGCCAAUCAUGCCAUGCGAAAUGAGGAAAUUGAUGAUCGCACUCUGAUCAAGAGACUGAAGAAAAGAGUUGCUGAACUAGAGGCGGAGAUUGCCUUCAUGAGACUGAACAAGGAUACUGAGUGUACAGAUGAAAUGAUGAGCAGCAAGUUAACUGAUGAGGACAAAUUACACUGUGCACGGGUUGUGCAUGAAUAUCUAGGGGGUCGUCUCAGCGAUCCAGUUACAGCAGGCAUUACUGAUCCCUACAAGUUCCGGGAAUGUCUUCGUCUGCUAAAAAAGAUGGUUCUCAGUGGCUACUUCAAGUCUGGGUCCGGUUCCAGUUCCGGUUCUGGUUCUGGUUCUGGUCCUGGAUCAAGAAGCAGUCCGGGGAAGGGUCAGAGGAACUACAACAGGAGGCCAGAUGAUAACUCCGUCCAGAUACUACGCAUUGACCAUGACAGCACCGACAUUGGCAACUUCACAUGCGACAAUAUGGAUGAUGUUAAUAACAAUGCAGAUAUUACCAGUCCUCCCAUGAAGCCAGGCCAGGCUUGGGGUGCGAGUCCAUUGCCAAGUACUCCAGAUGUUAACAACAGAGCGAAGAAAGGUACAGAUUGGACCUCCCCGCACCGGCCAGCCACAGCAGACUCCAUAACCAGCAACAGCGUCAAGUAUACAUCACCAUACGAGCGGAAGCGUGAACGUGAGAUCCAGCGUCUAAGUCGCCGGAUCAACAAGUUGCAGUCGAGCUACGAGAGCAAGGAGAAUGAGCUGACUGACCUCCAGCAAAACGUGGAGCUGCAGGAGCUGGAGGUCAUGGAGUCAGGGCUCAAGGCCAAGGUGGAGGUCACCAAGGAUCAGGUCAGCCACCAGCAGGCCUAUGUCAGUCAGCUGCGGGACACUGAGGCUGACCCCGAACUUUUGGAGCAGGAAAAGCUUGUCGAAAGACAGCUCAGGAAGAGACAGGCAAAAUUUGAGACGAAGAUUGAAGCUAUAAGGCAGAGGAAGAUUCAGAUUCUAAGAAAAGAUGGGGAAUCCCCAGAAUUACCCAAAACUCCUACUAAAGUGUGCAUUGAGGAGAAGUGCCAGUACAAGAAGCGUGAUGGUUCCCUAAAUACACGUCAAGUGUUUGACAUGCUAAAACAGGAGGAAAAGAAGAGAGAAGCACCAUUUGGCUUGCUCAAACAGAAAUCGAACGAGAAGAUUCCUGACAGUGAGUCGCCAGCUCGAGAGGUGGGGAAGCUGCCACCAGACAUAAACUCCGAGCUGAAGCAGAUGAUCCGCCAGUCACAUGACAAGGAGCAAACAAAUGCAGACCUGAAUCACAGUGAUCAGAACAGCAGAAGAACAUUCCAUAAAAACAAAACUCAUGUCCACAAUGAUUUUAAUGGAUCUGGUCUAACUGAGGAUGGUCAUGAAAGAAUUGACAACCUUGAAAAGAAAGGAUCCAGAAGCAAUGGUGCUAACACGGAGAAGAAUAAUGUUAAAGACAAUCAGGUUAAUUCCAAGUUGAACUCAAGACCAGUCUCAGGGAAGAGCUUCCAGUCUGUACAAUCUAUGACUGUUCCUGAUGGUAGCUUCUACACCCAGAGGAAGUCGUCGUCAGGUGUAGCUUCGCGGUGGGCCUCAGCAUAUUCCACACAGCCAUCCACUGCUGAAACGCGACCAGCUACUGCUGAUACAUCUAUGGUAAAAUCCCCGCCUGAUGGGCUUUCAUUAAGCAGUCUUUCACAAGCCAUUAACCCAGACUUGAAUCCUGUGUUUGAAUCCAGUGAUCUUCCAGGGAAUAGCAUUCCCAAUGAACGGUCUUGCCAGAAGAAUGACAAACCCUUUGCGACCUACAUGCCCAGUGAGUAUGUGUAUGGAAUGGCUAAUGGGGACGAGUUUGAUGCCAGGAGGAUGGUGUCAUCCAAGACCUUUGAGACUGCAUUGUCUUCCAUGUUAGAUAAGGAAGAGACGGUUCACUACUCAGAGGAGUAUUACAACCAGUUUGCUCGGGCAGGCAAACGAAAACAUGGCAGCCCAACUCGCAAGCAAACAUCUCGUAAACAUGGCGAUGUUGACACAAGCAACACUGAUGACGCAACAAAGAUGCUCAUGGCAUGGGGUCCUGAGGCUAAGGGAUCAUCUGUUGGAGCCAAACUUGCCAUGUUCCUGGAGGACAUUUGCAGCACCCCAGACACCAGAAAACACACAGCUCACCAUGACAAGGAGUCUUCCAAGAAAAACUCCAGCGAUCGCUUUACAAAUCGUCUGGAGCAGUUCCAGUCUUCCCCUGUACAGAAUGUUACCAGUAGUCGCCAAAAGAUCAAGGCUCUGCCGGACACGGAAAGAGAGUCCGCCUACAUGAGCAAGGCAGAGACAGAGAGGCACCGUAUUGCCAAAAUCAGGAAAGCCCGUCAGGCGGCAGAAGUUAUACAAAAAGCCUGGAGGAAGCACCAUCAAAAAUAAUCCUGGCAAUCCAAAUAUUAUUGCACAAAAUUGAUUACUGAACAAGUUAAUGUGAGCAAAGAUGACACUGGAAAGUGUGAUGCAUGUUUUGAUAUUAAGAAAGCGUGUUAUGUUAUUUGACAGGACAGUUAGUUUUGGAAUUCUGUCAUGCUAAUUGGGCUCAAAGAAAAACUAUUAUGCUGCAUGGUUCCAGGGUAUUUAUUAAAAUAUAUUUAUUAUAAUGGACUGAAAGUUAAUAGUGACAGAAAAACAUCAGGUGUUGUGAGACCAUUGGCAAAGACUGUGAGGUCAUGUGGUAUUAUUCAGAUGACACACAAUGACACACCCUACACAAGAAGUAA